This is a messenger RNA of Lepus europaeus (European hare), 558 nucleotides long. Its product is annotated as olfactory receptor 4A47-like. Gene Ontology annotation, molecular function: G protein-coupled receptor activity; olfactory receptor activity. The transcript has a single exon. Gene Ontology annotation, biological process: G protein-coupled receptor signaling pathway. The record is from RefSeq and is a predicted model, not a curated record. NCBI's taxonomy places the organism in Eukaryota, Metazoa, Chordata, Mammalia, Lagomorpha, Leporidae. Gene Ontology annotation, cellular component: membrane. Bases 1 to 558 code for a protein of 185 amino acids.
AUGGAUGUCUUUUACUCCUCAGCCAUUACUCCCAAAUUGAUUUCAGACUUGUUCUUUGGGAAAAACACCAUAAGCUUCCAAUCAUGUAUGACCCAACUUUUUAUAGAUCACUUCUUUGGUGGAUCAGGGGUGUUUAUUCUGUUGGCGAUGGCCUAUGACCGCUAUGUGGCCAUCUGUAAGCCCUUGCACUACUUGGUUAUUAUGAGGCGAUGGCUGUGUGUUGUGCUGCUGGUAGUGUCCUGGGUUGGAGGGUUUCUGCAUUCAGUCAUUCAACUCAGCACUAUUUAUGGGCUCCCAUUCUGUGGCCCCAACAUCAUUGAUCAUUUUGCAUGUGACAUGUACCCCUUACUGAAACUUGUCUGUACUGACACCUAUGUCACUAGUCUCUUAGUGGUGGCCAAUGGUGGUGUGAUCUGUGCUGUUGUGUUCCUGCUCUUACUCAUCUCUUACGGUGUCAUCUGGAACUCUUUAAAGAAUGUUAGCCGGGAAGGGAGACGUAAAGCUCUCCAGACCUGUGGUUCCCACAUCACCGUGGUUGUUUUCUUCUUUGUUCCCUGA